AUGUUAACAGCCCAUUCAGUGGCCAUUUCAAUUUUGCCACCCAUCAUACACCCACCUCCAACUGCAUUAACAUCCCAAACGAUAUCCUCUUGUCUUCCAAAAUUAACACCCGGAUCCAAGAGCAGACUGCGGAACGGCAAAGCUAGAGUUUUCACUCAAUCCCCGAUACUUGCAAUCCUCUCUGACCCACUUGUUCUCCAACUUGCAGAAACUCUUGAAGACUCCCUCCAGUCAUCAUCAUCUGCACCUCUGCCUCCUCUGCAGAAGCUUAGAGACAUAUCCUCCCAAUCCCUUCUCUCGACCUCAUGGCCUUCACGGAAGGAUGAAGCUUUUAGAUUUACUGAUACUUCUUUUAUCAAGAACUCUCAUAUCGAACCCAUAUCACUCUCUGAGUCACAAUCUUUGGCUCCUUUGCCGGAUUCAAGUGAUGCCCUUUUUCCGUUAAAUGUUACUAUACUUGAUGGAUAUUUAGUGGACUCUUUGUCACAUUUAUCUGAAUUGCCUGAUGGGGUGUUUGUUGGUGGUCUGUCAAGCAUAAAUUCUGAAGCUACAAUGAAAAGGGUAUCUGAAUGUAUACCAAAUUUUCAGGGGGACUUGUUUUGGCUACUUAAUGGAGUGGGUGCUCCUGAUAUAAUUGUUAUAUAUGUGCCGGAGGGGUGUAGAGUUGACAGUCCAUUGCAUUUGAAGUACCUUUCUCUGAAAGGAAGUGAAAAGGAUUCAAAAACUUUGCCAGUUUCAAAUCCGAGGGUGUUAGUUUUGGUGGAGAAAGGCGGGGAGAUUGGUUUAGUUGAGGAAUAUACCAGCGUAGAUGGGACUGAUAAGUCUUAUUGGGCAAAUUCAGUUAUGGAUAUUGUCGUUGGGAAUGGGGCAAAGGUCAGCCAUUCUUAUAUUCAAACACAGUCCUUGGGUGCUGCACAUGUUAAAUGGACUUCGGUUCGCCAGGAAUCAACUAGCAUCUACGAGCUCACGGAAGUAAGCACCGGUGGAAAAUUGAGCAGGCACAAUUUACAUGUGCAGCAAGUAGGGCCAGAAACUGUGACCGAGUUAUCAACAUUUCACUUAUCAAUUGGUGAUCAAAUACAAGAUCUACAUAGUAAAUUAGUCUUGGACCAUCCACGCGGGGUUUCUCGUCAACUUCACAAAUGUAUCGUGGGUCACUCAUUGGGGCAGGCUGUUUUUGAUGGGAAUGUACAAGUCAAUAGAGAUGCUCAGCAAACAGAUGCAGGACAACUAACAAGGAGCCUUCUGUUGGUGCCUCGGGCUACUGUCAAUGUUAAGCCUAAUCUUCAAAUCAUUGCAGACGACGUCAAGUGCUCCCAUGGAGCUGCUAUUAGUGAUUUGGAAGACGAUCAACUCUUCUACUUCCAAGCACGUGGUAUUGACGUAGAAGCUGCAAGAAAAGCUCUUAUAAUUUCAUUUGCCGCUGAGGUGAUAGAGCGUUUUCCUAACAGCUUGCAAACGAAAGUCGAGGGUCUAAUAAAAUCUUGGGUUUAUCUCACGUUCUUAUUUCUCAUUGCAACGUAUCAUCAAUUUUCUCUCUACGGAUACUGCUGCCACUGCAACCAAUCAUCGGCUAAUCGAAGUUACGUAGAGAGAUGCCUGCUUUACCGGCAAACAGGUAAUGAAAUUAGUCCUCUCACUCUCGCGAGUCUUGGUAUAAAGAGUGAAUUUGAAACUGCAAUUGGGAAUGAGAAAAAUAAACUGAAUCAAGGGGUUUCCACAAUUGAAGUCCCAAGAAGAAGAGAGAAGAAGGUUAAUAUUAGUGGAAUUAAGGGUGUGAAGAAGAAAGAGAGAGUUGAUAUAGAGGCAUUGGCCCCCUUUGCUGCAAAAUCUUUUUCUGAGCUUGGCCUCCCACCGUUAUUAGUUGAGAGGUUAGAGAGGGAAGGCUAUGAAGUUCCCACAGAUGUUCAGGCUGCAGCCAUUCCCCCAAUUUUUAAGAAUCAUGAUGUUGUUAUUCAGUCCUACACGGGGUCGGGGAAAACAUUGGCGUAUCUUCUUCCCAUACUCUCUGAAGUGGGACCACUUAAGAAGGAUAAUCAACCUAGAGACAAUAUGGACAUAGAAGCUGUGAUUGUGGCGCCUUCAAGGGAGCUUGGAAUGCAGAUUGUGAGGGAAGUUGAGAAGCUUCUUGGACCUGCAGAUAAGAGAUUGGUGCAACAACUUGUUGGAGGCGCAAACAGGUCGAGGCAGGAAGAGGCUUUAAAAAAGAACAAACCAGCCAUUAUCGUUGGAACACCUGGGAGGAUUGCGGAAAUAAGUGCCGCCGGCAAGCUUCAUACACAUAGCUGUCGAUACUUGGUUCUAGAUGAAGUGGAUCAACUCCUUGCAUUUAGUUUUAGGGAGGAUAUUCAUCGUAUAAUACAGCAUGUCGGUAGGAGAUCUGGUGCCAGUCUGCCUGGUGCAAAUGGUCCUAAAACUAGGCAAGCUGAUCGUCAGACUAUCAUGGUGUCUGCAACAGUGCCGUUUUCAGUGAUUAGGGCAGCUAGGAGUUGGGGUUGUGAUCCACUUCUUGUCCAAGCCAAAAAUGUUAUUCCACUAGAAUCUGUUGCUCCCCAUGCACCUGUUAACCUGUUAGGAACUUCUUCUGAUUCCAAUUUAGGCACAAACGUACAGACUCCAGCCCCAAUGUGCCUACCACCUUCUCUGAAACAUUAUUAUUCCGUUACAAGGGUACAGCACAAAGUGGAUAUGUUAAGAAGAUGUGUACACGCAGUUGAUGCCAAAUGUGUGAUAGCUUUCAUGAACCGCUCCAAACAACUAAAAGAUGCUGUAUUUAAGUUGGAGGCUCGUGGAAUGAAAGCUGCAGAGUUACAUGGAGAUCUGAGUAAGCUUUCUAGAUCAACCAUCUUAAAGAAAUUUAGGAAUGGGGAAGUGAGGGUGUUGUUGACGAAUGAACUUUCUGCUAGAGGAUUGGAUAUACCAGAAUGUGAUCUUGUAGUUAAUCUGGAAUUACCCACUGACACAAUUCAUUAUGCACAUCGAGCUGGCCGAACUGGUCGUCUUGGCAGGAGGGGUACUGUGGUCACCAUAUGCGAGGAGCCAGAAGUCUUUGUUGUUAAGAAGCUACAGAAGCAGCUUGGGGUCUGUAUUGAGGCUUGUGAGUUUACAGAGGGGAAACUUGUUGUGAACGAAGAAGAGAAGACAUAG
This is a messenger RNA of Fraxinus pennsylvanica, 3147 nucleotides long. The record is from the annotation of a GenBank genome assembly. NCBI's taxonomy places the organism in Eukaryota, Viridiplantae, Streptophyta, Magnoliopsida, Lamiales, Oleaceae.